Molecule: messenger RNA, 787 nt
Organism: Cadophora gregata
Lineage: Eukaryota; Fungi; Ascomycota; Leotiomycetes; Helotiales; Ploettnerulaceae
Exons: 1
Coding region: 155-568 (137 amino acids)
Source: RefSeq, a predicted model, not a curated record
CGGAGAUGGAGAAGUCUAUCUCAUCAUCAAGUCUCUCGCGAACUUUCAACGAAGCCAUAAAACUUACCUGGAAUCUUGGCUUUCGAUAUCUUUGGAUAGACUCUCUCUGUAUCAUUCAAGACAGUAAGAAGACUGGGAAUACCACGCUUCCAAAAUGGCAGACAUAUACACCAAAUCAUAUCUCACCAUAUCGGCAUCCAGAGGCGAGAACGGCGACCGAGGUCUCUUUGGACUUCGUACAGAUGAGCCGCUCAAGCUAGUACACUCAGAUUUGCAGCAAGUGCGAAACCCAGCGAUAUGGCAACCAUUCCGAAUAUCAGGAACCGACAGAGACGCUUGUUUGAGAAACUUCACCGUCUUAAUGAGGCGUCCUCAUGGCUUGUACGAAGAUAAGAAACCUAAGGAGCCGCUGCUGAAGCGAGCCUGGGUAUUUCAGGAGCAAAUUCUCAGCCCACGACUCAUCCAUUUCGCGUCUGGAGAGCUAUACUUUGAAUGCAAAUCACAUGUGGCAUGUAAAUGUAGGGGCUGGGAGGAAAAGGCGAAUAGUUCUCAGUGGGAGACACGGUGAGGUAAAGCACACGCGAUUCUCGUGUCAAAAUCCAAGAAACUUCCUGAGUCCUCCAUAAAGCGCCAGCAGGACUUUGAGGCAUACACAGCACUUGUGGAAGCAUACACUCAACUUCAGAUAACUCAAGAGCUAGAUCGUUUGCCUGCCCUUUCGGGAGUCACAUCGGGUCGAUGCGACGAUUACCUUGCUGGAAUGUGGAGAAGCCUUCUUCUAGAAUCA